UUUGGGUUUUUCAGCACGUGGCAUGCCUGGAUGUCCCUGCCCUGUUUGUCACAUGGCGGGCCGAAGGCUCCUCUUCCUUACUGCUCUUACCCUGGAGCUCCUGGGAGAGGCUGGGGGUUCCCAGCCAGCCCUCUGGAGUGGGGGUGCUGCAGCAGCAUGUCGCCUGGACAACAAGGAGAGCGAGUCCUGGGGGGCCCUGCUGAGUGGAGAGAGGCUGGACACCUGGAUCUGCUCCCUGCUGGGCUCGCUGAUGGUGGGGCUCAGCGGGGUCCUGCCCUUGCUUGUCAUCCCGCUGGAGAUGGGGACCACACUUCGCUCAGAAGCUGGUGCCCGGCGCCUGAAGCAGCUGCUCAGCUUUGCCUUGGGGGGGCUCCUGGGCAACGUGUUUCUGCACCUGCUACCCGAGGCAUGGGCCUACACGUGCAGUGCCAGCCCCGGCGAUGAGGGGCAGCGCCUGCAGCAGCAGCAGCAGCUAGGGCUGUGGGUCAUCGCCGGCUUCCUGACCUUCCUGGUGUUGGAGAAGAUGUUCCUGGACAGCAAGGAGAAAGAAGGGCCUGGCCAGGUCCCCAGCAAAGAUCCCACUGCUGCUGCUGCUGCCCCUGCACUCAAUGGAGGCCACUGUCUGGCCCAGCCAGCUUCAGGGUCCAGCCUGCGAACCAUGGUCCGGAACAUCAAAGUUAGUGGCUAUCUCAACCUGCUGGCCAACACCAUAGACAACUUCACUCAUGGGCUGGCUGUGGCUGCCAGCUUCCUUGUAAGCAAGAAGAUCGGGCUCCUGACGACCAUGGCCAUCCUCCUGCACGAGAUCCCCCACGAGGUGGGCGACUUCGCCAUCCUGCUCCGGGCCGGCUUUGACCGAUGGAGCGCAGCCAAGCUGCAGCUCUCGACGGCGCUGGGGGGCCUGCUGGGGGCCUGCUUCGCCAUCUGUACGCAGUCCCCCAAGGGCGUAGAGGAGACGGUGGCCUGGAUCCUGCCCUUCACCUCCGGCGGCUUCCUCUACAUCGCCCUGGUCAACGUGCUGCCCGACCUCCUUGAGGAAGAUGACCCAUGGCGCUCCCUGCAGCAAGUGCUUCUGCUGUGCACUGGCAUCGUGGUGAUGGUGCUGUUCUCGCUCCUGGUGGAGUAA
This is a messenger RNA of Elephantulus edwardii (Cape elephant shrew), 1126 nucleotides long. RefSeq names its product solute carrier family 39 (zinc transporter), member 13 (gene SLC39A13). The coding region runs from base 23 to 1126 and encodes 367 amino acids. Gene Ontology annotation, molecular function: zinc ion transmembrane transporter activity. Lineage: Eukaryota; Metazoa; Chordata; Mammalia; Macroscelidea; Macroscelididae. Gene Ontology annotation, cellular component: membrane. The record is from RefSeq and is a predicted model, not a curated record. Gene Ontology annotation, biological process: intracellular zinc ion homeostasis; zinc ion transmembrane transport. The transcript has 9 exons.